UUGGAGCACAAACAACUCCUCUCUCUCCGAGCACCAAAAAAAAAAAAAAAAAAACCCCUUUCUCUCUCUCUCUCUCUCUCUGCCAAGUUGAAAGUCUUGGCCUAGUACUGUUCUACAUCUGUGAAUUGUCUAAAUAUAAAUAAAUAAUGAGAGGCUGAUAAUAAUAAGGACCUGGAGGCUGUAGUGAUGCAAAAGCUCUUUUCUACGUUUCUCAAACACUUGCGCUGCCAAGUUUAGACCUUUUUGUUGUUGCUUAACGUGGCACAGAGACAACUUUGAGAGGGAGAGGGGGAGAGAGAGAGAGAGAGAGAGAGAGGCAGAGGGGUUUAACUAUAAGCCUCCUGGGUUUUAUUUGAAAGGCGGAUUUGGGUUUGUUGUUUGGCUGGUUAGUGUGGGUUUUGUGCAGAGUUGGAAUUGAAGGCAUUGAUGGUUUUUUCUGCUUCACAUUCCGUGUUCAUUAUCUGCAGAGAUGCAGCUGGAAUCGCAGGGAACAUAUUUGCUUUUGGGCUGUUUCUUUCACCAAUACACACGUAUAGAAGAAUCAUCAGAAACCGUUCAACUGAAGAGUUCUCAGGGCUACCAUACAUAUAUGCCCUUUUGAACUGCUUGAUCUGCGUAUGGUAUGGAUCGCCUCUUGUAUCUUCUGAUAAUAUACUGAUCAUGACGGUGAAUUCAGCUGGUGCAGUGUUUCAAUUAGUCUACAUAGCCCUCUUCAUAAUAUAUGCUGAGAAAUCGAAAAAGGUGAGGAUGCUGGGUUUGCUGUUGGCAGUUUUUGGUCUAUGUGCAAUCAUAGUUUUUGGGAGCUUGCAAAUGACUGACCUUGUUAUGCGCCGGCUGAUUGUUGGACUGCUUAGUUGUGUUUCUCUCAUAUCAAUGUUUGCUUCUCCCUUGUUUAUAAUUAACUUGGUGAUCCGGACAAAGAGUGUCGAAUUUAUGCCAUUUUAUCUCUCCCUUUCUACCUUCCUAAUGAGCACGUCAUUCUUUCUUUAUGGAAUUUUUAAUUAUGAUCUCUUCAUUUAUGUUCCAAAUGGCAUAGGAACCAUUUUGGGGAUUGUACAAUUAGCUUUGUACUUUUACUAUAAGGAUUCAUCUAAAGAAGACUCCAGAGAACCGUUGAUAGUUCCAUAUCCAUAAGUUUUGCCAAAAAGAAUUGUGCACAUGUUUUGUCUUUGAAGUAAGAGAAGAUUUUAUCUUGACAUAACAAGGCAAGAAGGCUGAAGCGAAGAGUGGUGCUGAUUACCAACUUGAAAACUAAAAUCAUGUUCUUCAGCCUGUCAAGCUCCUCUGUGCCAGUCAUCCCCCUCCCUCUCCCUAUCCCCUCCAUCUUCCGUUGUCUACAUGUGAAAGUGCAUCUGCGUGUAUCAUAGAUAUUUAGAAAA
Molecule: messenger RNA, 1379 nt
Organism: Prunus avium (sweet cherry)
Lineage: Eukaryota; Viridiplantae; Streptophyta; Magnoliopsida; Rosales; Rosaceae
Source: RefSeq, a predicted model, not a curated record